AUGGCGCAAACAGCAGAAUGUGCUCGCCUGUUCCCGAUCUAUCGAUACCAACCAGGGUUUGCCGACAAAUCGUCCGUUACAGGCAUGCGAAUCGAGUGGAAAGUGUUUUGCGAUGGAUCUCCGAUCCUUGGAAGAUAUCAGCCCCAGAAUUUUGUCUAUAUAGAGGGAAAUUUGAUGGGAGUCAGAAAGGGAGAAAAAGUGGAACGCUGCGAGUCUGGUUGGGAGUUCAUGGCUGGACAAGCUGCGCUGGGUGGGCUUCCGGGCCUGGUAUUUGCGCUGGGUGGCAAGGCUAUCGGCAAGGAAAUCCUGUCAGUCUCCAAGGGUAUUGCUGCCAUUCCCAUGCUAACCUACCAAGAGCUGUACAAAUCUUAUCCGUUAAUGAUCAACACAUCCCCGAUCAGCAAGCCGCAGCAGCCGCUGAGAUCGCUUUCGAGUUGGCUCCUCUUAGUCUCUCAAGAUUAG
Messenger RNA from Uncinocarpus reesii 1704, 462 nucleotides. RefSeq lists its product as uncharacterized. The coding region runs from base 1 to 462 and encodes 153 amino acids. The record is from RefSeq and is a predicted model, not a curated record. Lineage: Eukaryota; Fungi; Ascomycota; Eurotiomycetes; Onygenales; Onygenaceae. The transcript has a single exon.